This is a messenger RNA of Gavia stellata (red-throated loon), 2104 nucleotides long. RefSeq names its product DENN domain containing 6A (gene DENND6A). The transcript is spliced from 20 exons. Gene Ontology annotation, molecular function: guanyl-nucleotide exchange factor activity. Lineage: Eukaryota; Metazoa; Chordata; Aves; Gaviiformes; Gaviidae. The coding region runs from base 1 to 1764 and encodes 587 amino acids. Gene Ontology annotation, cellular component: recycling endosome. The record is from RefSeq and is a predicted model, not a curated record.
AUGUCGUUGCGGGAGCGGAGCCUGGGCGGCGCCGGGGAGGACGCGGCGGCGGCGCUGGCGGAGCCAGACGGUCCGGACCGGUGCCUGUCGCUGCUGCCCUGGGACCGUUUCUCGGCCUGGCUGCACUGCGUGUGUGUGGUGGGCUUCGACCUGGAGCUGGGCCAGGCCGUGGAGGUAAUAUAUCCUCCACAUUCAAAACUCACAGAUAAAGAGAAAACCAAUAUUUGCUAUUUGUCUUUUCCAGAUUCUAAUUCAGGUUGUCUUGGGGACACACAGUUUUGUUUUAGAUUUCGGCGGUCUCCUGGAAGGAAAGUCUCAUUGUGUUGUUUUCUGGACCAAUUGGAUAGAGAUCUACCAGUUUACUUAAAGAAAGAUCCAGCAUAUUACUAUGGCUAUGUAUAUUUCAGACAAGUUCGAGACAAAUCAUUAAAAAGAGGUUACUUCCAGAAGUCGCUGGUCCUCAUCAGCAAACUACCUUAUGUCCAUCUCUUUCGCACCAUGCUUAAGCAAAUAGCACCAGAAUAUUUUGAAAAAAGUGAAGCUUUCCUGGAAGCAGUUUGUAGUGAUGUUGAUCGUUGGCCACCACCAAUUUCAGGGAAGAUACUGCAUUUGCCUAUUAUGGGUAUUAUAAUGAAGUUGCGGAUUCCAACAUACCGUGACAAGCCUGGAACAAUGCCAAUAGUACAGAAUAUGCACCAGGCAGAUGCUCAGAUCUGUAUGGCUUUACCGACUGUUCAUGAAGUAGAUCUUUUCAGGUGUUUCUGUCCAGUGUUCUUUCACAUUCAGAUGCUUUGGGAACUAGUACUGCUAGGAGAACCACUUGUCGUGAUGGCACCAUCACCAUCAGAAUCUUCAGAAACCGUGUUAGCACUUGUUAGCUGUAUUUCACCGUUAAAGUACUGCAGCGAUUUCAGGCCAUACUUUACUAUACAUGACAGUGAAUUCAAAGAAUAUACGACUCGCACACAAGCCCCACCAUCUGUCAUUCUAGGGGUGACAAAUCCUUUUUUUGCUAAAACACUUCAGCACUGGCCUCACAUUAUCCGAAUUGGAGAUAUAAAACUUCCAGGUGAAGUUCCAAAGCAGGUGAAAGUGAAAAAACUGAAGAACCUAAAAACUUUGGACUCCAAGCCUGGUGUUUAUACCUCUUACAAGCCGUAUUUGAACAAAGAUGAAGAAAUUGUUAAACAGUUACAAAAGGGUGUACAGCAGAAACGUCCCACAGAAGCACAGAGUGUGAUUCUUCGGCGGUAUUUUUUGGAAUUGACGGAAAGUUUCAUUAUUCCAUUAGAACGUUAUGUGGCAAGCCUAAUGCCUUUGCAAAAAUGCAUAUCACCAUGGAAGAGUCCACCACAGCUGAGGCAGUUUAGCCAAGAUGAUUUCAUGAAGACACUGGAAAAAGCAGGACCACAGCUCACAUCAGGUUUAAAAGGAGACUGGAUAGGACUUUACAGGCAUUUUUUGAAAUCGCCCAACUUCGAUGGUUGGUUUAGGAGCCGGCAGAAAGAAAUGACACAGAAGUUGGAGGCCCUUCAUUUAGAAGCACUCUGUAAUGAGAACUUGGUUUUCUGGAGUCAGAAGCAUACUGAAGUAGAAACAGUGGAUCUUGUCUUAAAGUUAAAGAAUAAAUUGUUGCAGGCUGACAGAGAACAGCUUCCUGUGAAAACUGACACUCUGAAAAAGCUGCAGACACACAUCAAUGAUAUUAUACUAGCACUUCCAGAUGACUUACAGGACAUCUUGCUCAAAACUGGCACAACGUGAUGUCUACUGGGCUUUUUUUGUGCGGAAAACAAAAGGCAAAUGUAGUUUCACAGAACGCAGUGGCUAUGAACUUUGGAACACAGCUCUAAAUAGUAUAUUAACACUACGAAUGGACUUUACUAAUAGUAUAGCCCACUAUACUAUUUCCACUGUUUUUUUCCACUUAAAUACCAAUGCAACUAAAGGAAUUCCUGUGUCUAAUAAUGUUUGAAAUAAGUGCUCUUAAAGAAAAAUCUGUGUGCAUAUGAAACUAUACCACAGUAUAGGACCACAGUGCAGUGCUGGCAUUGCAGAAUGUUUUCUCAUUGGUGCUGCUAAACCCAAUCCUGUUAACUCAGGG